Messenger RNA from Hermetia illucens (black soldier fly), 3427 nucleotides. RefSeq lists its product as uncharacterized. The record is from RefSeq and is a predicted model, not a curated record. Gene Ontology annotation, biological process: D-sorbitol catabolic process. Bases 169 to 3138 code for a protein of 989 amino acids. Gene Ontology annotation, molecular function: L-iditol 2-dehydrogenase (NAD+) activity; zinc ion binding. Lineage: Eukaryota; Metazoa; Arthropoda; Insecta; Diptera; Stratiomyidae. The transcript is spliced from 7 exons.
UUAGAACUUCCCAUAGCUUUGAUCGGAAAGGAUUAAAAACAAUAAAAAUUCGAUUUUAAUAUAUUCAAAAUCAACACUUGUAAAUCUGGAGUAGUUGGUACUUUAUUUUUGAAAUAACGUACAAAAUUUAGCUUCUUUCUUUUUGGAAAAUCACGUUUUAAAUAAAAUAUGCUACUUUUGGGGAAAUUCAAAAACGUAGUGAAGAUUGAUGCAUUAAAAUGCGCCAAUACGGCUCUGAUGCGAUAUAAUUCAAGUGGUUCGCCCAGAGCUAACAGAACCACAGUUGGUUUAGGUAAAUUGAAAACGAACACAGGCAAAACAACAGUGAGUGUGGGUAAAAUCUUGUCGGAUGAUGGCAAAGUCGCAGUGAAUAAGGGCAAAUCCACAGCCAUAGUAGAUACAGUACUAACCGAAAAAAAGAAACCCGUAUCUGGAGGCAAACCGGGUCGCUCUCGCAAUGUAACCGGAAACUCUAAAUCGGACAAUCCAAGAAAAUUGGGGCGAAUGACUGCUAAUGAAUUGUUUGAAGCACUGGGAUCAGCAUCUGUAAUCAAAUCUGGUGAGAGCCGAAAAGUCGGAAAGUCUACAUCUCGCAGGAAAAGCGGAAUGAAAAUGCCUGGGCUUAAAUUCGGAGCCCUACCGUCACUGUAUUUUCAGUUUGGAGAUAAAAGUGGGCUUCUAUCGGAUAUCGUACUAUUGAAUCCUUCCCAUGCAUUUGCUCAGCAAAUGACCUAUGCAAACCAAGCAAUCCCACCCAAUAAUAAUCAAUUUUAUGAUGCAAAAAGGUUCGAAUCAAUACAUACUGAAAGAGCAAACGUAGAAUUUGAAUGUCCUGUGAUUCGAAAAGAACGAAAGAAGAAACUAGAGAAGUUCGAGUAUAGUAAAGUGGAUUGUGCCUCCUUGCUUGAAAAAGGAGUAAUUCAGCCUCCGGAUUCCAAGGAAAAACGAUUUGGUUGCAAGAAUAAAAGUGUUAAAUCUAAAUACACAACCCCUAAUGCUUGUGGUGUUAUCUUCGAAUGCCCGAAAAAGGUUGCGGAGAAGCAGAAGCAGACCCAUUGCGCAUCUUUUAUUUCAGUUUUAACCACACGAGAUUUCCUACGAUACCUCCAAGGAGUAUGCGGGAAUGUGCUGGAAAAGUUAAACUUGAAACCCGAGAAAGGUUUCAUGUUCAGAGAUAUUGCCGGGGAUACAUUGGCUAUGAGUUUGGCUUAUUUCAAUACUACCAGCCGGACAGAUUCACCAUAUACGGUUGAAGACUGGCCACUGUUUGAGAAAUCGGCCCAGCAAGGGAAGCCUAGCAAAGCAAAAAACCAUGUCAAACAAAGUCCCAGGAAGCACGUUAUCAAAUCUGCCUUCCGGAAAAGAAUCGUAUCUAACUCAAUAAAUUAUUCGCCGCAGCGUUCUGACCAAACCUUACGAAUAAGUGACGCUGAGCUGCUGCGGCUAUCGCUAAAGGAUAGUAGCAAAGCAAGUGCAAGUGGGCAACCUAUAAACUCAUUAGCAAACAGAAACAUCGCGACGCGGAACAUAAAUGAUGAGCAGUCGAAAAAUAAAGUUGAUCCGAACGAGGACGAAGGGCUAUCUGACGAUAGAUUCAUAGCCGCUCCAACAUCAGUGUUGACUCCAAUGAUACCGCCCAGUAAUUCAAUUGAAAUCGAUCCCAUUUCUGAAUUCAAAUCCCCAAAAAAAGUAUCCCUCGAAGACAUGCAAGUUCUCACAAUUGAGGGAGGUAAUGUCGAAAUAAACGACUCGAAAAAUAGACGUAGUGAAGGUACCUCCAAUUCAGGGGAAGCAAGAGAAUUCAAGCCAAUGCCUGGACAAAUUUGCUGUCCUAAAGGCGAUGAAGGCGCGCUACCGAAAGGUGACCAAAGUGCGUUACCGAAAGAAGCAGAGAAGCCCAAGCCAGUUUGCUGCCCAUCGAAGAAUUCAACCCAAAAUGCAGCUACCGAUAAGCCAAAAACGGCGAACGGGACUGAAAAGGCAGCAGUGUUGACACGACCAAACACAAAACCUAAUCCGAAAGACCCAGAAGCUUGCAUCCGGAAAUCUUGCGAUACAGCAAAGCGUAAAUCUAUUGCACUGAAGGAGGACCCUAAUGUUUUCAAUUGUUGUGCGUCAAUCGUAGGACCUCGAAAAGUUGAAAUAAACAACUGUCCAAUGCCCAAACUGAAAGACGACAGCGUGAUUGUGAAGAUGCAUACUGUAGGAUUAUGUUCGUCCGACGUGUAUUUGUUUGAGCAUGGUUCUGGUAAGGAAAAUGGACCCAUCGUCCUCGGGCACGAAGGCACGGGAGUUGUGUACAAGGCUGGCAAAAAUGUGAAAACUCUUCGUCCGGGAGACAUAGUGGCGUUAGAGCCCGGAAUACCAUGUUUGUGUUGCGCCUACUGCAGAUCAGGAUUGUAUAAUCUCUGCCCCUCGAUGGAGUUUAACGGUAUGUUACAAACAUACUGUGGACAUCCCGCCUCUUUUUGCUGUAAAAUACCGAAAGGGCUUGAUCCGACAUUGGCCGCGCUUACCCAUCCAGUAGCAUUAGGAUUACAAGCUUGUCGUAAAGGUUGUGUUAGUGUUGGUUCUACCGUACUAGUGCUUGGUGCUUGCCCGCUUGGAUUAUCUGCAGUUAUGGCUGCGAGGGCAAUGGGUGCCGAUAAAAUAAUUGUUAUUGAUACUCUUGAAAAGAAUUUAAGAGUAGCCUACGAGUUGUGUGCUGAUAAAACCAUUUUGGCGACGUGUGACUUGGAAGGAGAUCAGUUGGCAGAGAAGGUGUUAAUGGAAGCCAAAGGCCAACCGAACGUAGUGAUCGAUUGUUGUGGCUGUACGAAAACUAUUAACCUUGGAACAUUGGCCUUGAAGCCUGGUGGAAAAUUUGUGUUGGCUGGAUGUCAAAGCGACUGUGCCAACAUUCCGAUUUUGGCUGUGCUGGCGAAGGAUUUACACGUCCAUGCAAGCUUCAGAACAUGCAAUGAAUUUGGAAACGCAUUGAAUAUGAUUGAAACUAAACGCGCAGAUGUUGCAAAGCUUAUAACUCAUCGUACUGAGUUUUGCGAAGCCCAGGAAGGCUUCGAUUGGGCUGUUGAUGAAGAGAAGUCGGGGGCUAUCAAAGUUGUCAUAUAUUGGCCCCACACUACAAGGAAGCUAUAAAUUUUCUUUCGAAACCUGCAUUUAUGUAUAACAUUUCUUAUAGUGGUCCUUGUGGUAAGGUUUCUUUCUAAAUUGUUGACGCCUUUUUGGGAAGGAGACAUGUUGGAUAGUGUUGCAGAAAGUACCACUGUCAAAAUUAAUAGUAUUCCUGAAAUUCUAACCAAAAUGGUAUGGUAUUGUAUAAAAAACUAUAUUAAAUUUACACAUCUAUUGAGCAAUUACGGAGUAUCGUACGUUCCAUUAAAUUUGUAAAAUAUAUUCAAUAAUUGCGGGGAAAAUACUCAAUAAA